GCAAGCUGAUACCCCCAUUUAGGAACUAACUAUACAUGUGUUAGUAAGUGCCUAUAAAUAAGAGUCAGCUUGUUCUGUUGUGUCUGUGAAGCACAACAGUGACGCAACACUACCCUGGAAAUAGCAAUGGAGCUACUGUUGCAUGUGCUGUUUUCGUGGGUAACUGUGUCUGUGAUAAUUGCUUCUGGUGCAAGAGGUGAUGAACAGUAUAUCUCAGCAGUGGGAGACCCAGGAAUGAGAAGAGAUGGACUGAGGGUGGCAUUUGAAGCUUGGAACUUUUGCAAUGAAGUUGGGGAAGAAGCUCCUGGAAUGGGGAGCCCCAGAGCUGCUGAUUGUUUUGAUCUCUCAAGUAAGCAUGUCUACUACCAUGGAAGGAAACAUAAGAAUGAACAAGGUUCCUCUCUGGAAUUGAGACACAAGGUUUCAGAAGCUGAUAACGAACUUGGGGUGGGUAAACCAUUCACAGGGUUGAGCCCAGGCGCUGCAAAUGAUGUAGACCUUUAUGCUGCAGAGAAGGAGAAGUAUCUUGGUUCUUUAUGUCAAGUUGAUACCCCAAGACCAUGGCAGUUUUGGAUGAUUAUGCUGAAAAAUGGUAACUAUGACACUCAGUCUGGCUUGUGUCCUGAAAAUGGGAAAAAGGUACCUCCUUUCAAUCCUGGGAGGUUUCCUUGCUUUGGAAAGGGGUGUAUGAAUCAACCCAUCUUGUAUCAUCAAUAUACACAUUUGUUAGGUGGUGGUACAAUGAGAGGAAGUUUUAACGGAACUUAUGAUUUGGAUUCUGACAUUAGUGCUGGACUUGAUGGAAUCUCUUUCUAUGAGGUGGUUUGGAAGAAAAAAGUUGGUGCUGGAAGUUGGGUAUUCAAUCAUAAGCUCAAGACCUCAAAGAAGUACCCAUGGUUGAUGCUAUACCUCAGAGCUGAUGCAACCAAAGGAUUCUCUGGUGGGUAUCAUUAUAGCACAAGGGGAAUGCUCAAAACACUACCAGAGUCACCUAAUUUUAAGGUCAGGCUGACUUUGGAUAUCAAAAAAGGAGGAGGGCCCAAGAGCCAGUUCUACCUAAUAGAUAUGGGUAGCUGCUGGAAGAACAAUGGUGAUCCCUGUGAUGGAGAUGUGCUCACUGAUGUAACCAGAUAUAGUGAGAUGAUCAUCAACCCUGAGACUCCAGCUUGGUGCAGCUCCACAAGUAUAGGCAAUUGCCCACCAUAUCAUAUUACUCCGGACAACAAAAAGAUCUCCAGGAAUGAUACUGUUCACUUCCCAUAUGGAGCUUAUCAUUACUAUUGUGCUCCAGGUAAUGCUCAACAUUUGGAGCAACCUGUAAGCACUUGUGAUCCUUAUAGCAAUCCUCAAGCACAAGAAAUUGUUCAGUUGCUGCCACACCCCAUAUGGACUGAGUACGGCUAUCCAAUCAAACAAGGAGACGGUUGGGUUGGUGAUGCAAGGACAUGGGAGCUUGAUGUUGGUGGGUUGUCCAGUAGGCUCUACUUCUAUCAGGAUCCUGGUUCCCGUCCUGCUAGAAGAAUAUGGACAUCACUAGAUGUGGGUACUGAAAUUUUUGUUAGUGACAAAGAUGAAAUAGCAGAAUGGACUCUGAGCGACUUCGACGUGAUAUACACGCCCCCAAGUUCAUAAUUAGUUUCCUACCUUUUCUUCUAGCUGUUUCUUCAUCUCUUACUUCCAAAGUAAGCAAAAGAACAGAAAAAGAUUCAUGACACUUGCAAGAGAUGAUAAAGAGUGUUAGGACUUAGGACGAGGAAGCCGGAAAAAAAGCCCACAAGGGCAGAGCUUCCACAUCCUAGACACAUUCAGACAUUGUGAAAAAUUCAAUUCUUAAUGCACAAGAAAAUCAAAAGAUUAUCGUCAAGAAAUUUUUACUGAUAAAUUAUAAGCUUAUUAAUGCAAAUUGGUUCCUGGAGUCCUGGUAUUAUUUUCA
Quercus lobata is the source of this 1933-nucleotide messenger RNA. RefSeq names its product calcium/calcium/calmodulin-dependent Serine/Threonine-kinase. Bases 127 to 1632 code for a protein of 501 amino acids. The transcript is spliced from 4 exons. Lineage: Eukaryota; Viridiplantae; Streptophyta; Magnoliopsida; Fagales; Fagaceae. The record is from RefSeq and is a predicted model, not a curated record.